Drosophila busckii is the source of this 1388-nucleotide messenger RNA. Its product is annotated as pleckstrin homology domain-containing family A member 8. Gene Ontology annotation, molecular function: ceramide 1-phosphate binding; ceramide 1-phosphate transfer activity. Gene Ontology annotation, cellular component: cytoplasm; membrane; cytosol. Gene Ontology annotation, biological process: intermembrane lipid transfer; ceramide transport. The record is from RefSeq and is a predicted model, not a curated record. Bases 17 to 607 code for a protein of 196 amino acids. Lineage: Eukaryota; Metazoa; Arthropoda; Insecta; Diptera; Drosophilidae. The transcript is spliced from 4 exons.
CAACAACAAUAAUAAUAUGGAGGCGCGCAUACAAUUCAAAACGCUCAAAGGCUUUCCCGCUGCAGCAGAGAAAAUUGAAACGCAGGUAUUUUUGCAUGCAGCGCAAGAAAUUGUAACUGUCAUUGAGAGCUUUGGCAAGCUGUUUGCGCCUGUGAUCAGCGAUAUGAAUGGCAAUAUAAAUAAAUUAAACAAAGUUUAUGGCACCGAUGUGCUAAAAUAUCAAUAUUUGGAGGAUAUGAUAACGCUGAAUGUCAAUGUCGAUGAUUUUGCCGCUAACGCAUUGCUCUGGCUCAAACGUGGCCUCCAGCUGAUCUGCACCUUCUUCGAGAACAUCUACAACGAUGCCAAGAACACAGAAGCGCUCAAGCAGCAUCUCCAAGAUGCCUACGAGCGCACUCUCAAGCCCUAUCAUGGAUUCAUUGUGCAAAGCACUAUUAAGAUCAUUUACAGCUGGGUGCCAACACGCAGCCAACUGCUCGGCCAGGGCGACUCGCAUGAUGAGAACAUUGCCGUGCUAACCAAAUACUUGCCAACGAUGCGCGCACAGCUGGACAGGAUCGAUGCGUUGCUGAAGACGCACAGCCUGGACGAUGCGCGCAAAGUGUGAUUUUAAACAAUUGGAGAUUCUAAUUCUUUAGCCUAUUAGCAUAUAAGUAAAUGUCUGUCGUAUGUUUUUAUUUUUUAUGUAACGUAUGCAAUAUUGUAUACAAAGUAAGCAUUUAGCACAUAAAACUUUAAAUUGUCAAACGUAAUGCCGCCUUAAAUUUGUGGCAAGCCAGCGAGACGGCAACGCAGCUGCAAGCCUGCCAACAGCAAGGAUUUGGUCUUGGCAGAGUCCAGCUGCUGCUGCUGCUGUUGGCUUGAGUUGCAGCAAAGAUAUUGCACAAGCGCCAGCAGCACCUCGAGCGCCAGCAGCAGCAGCCACAGGUCAUUGCAGCGUGCCAAGAGCAUGGGAUUCGCAUAGCCCAGACGCAAAUAGACCAAACUGGGCAGCAGCACACAGGGCGUAAGCGUCAACAGCAGCCACAUGGUCGAUGCGCCAGUUGUGCUCAGAUUGAUGGCAAAGCAAGCGUAAAGACGCACUGACUCCGCAGCCACAGCCAGCACAUAGCAGAGCAGCAGCGCCAGUCCCUGAUAGUUCCACAAGCUGUGCGACUAAAAUGGAAAUGGCAUGGAAUUGACUAAAGCUGUUGUCCUACCAACAGGUUCAACUUACCGCAUGGAGCAGCUGCAGCAAAUAGCCAAAGCACCAGAUCAGAAACACAACAAGAUUUGCCUGCAGCAGCAUUUGCAACAGCAAGCUGCCACGCUGUGUUGCCACUAGAAUUAGUUAGUGCUUUUAAUAAUAAUAAUAAUCAAAUGUGUUAUUUACUUGGUGUCUAUUUACU